Molecule: messenger RNA, 5171 nt
Organism: Aethalodelphis obliquidens (Pacific white-sided dolphin)
Lineage: Eukaryota; Metazoa; Chordata; Mammalia; Artiodactyla; Delphinidae
Gene: GJA10
Product: gap junction protein alpha 10
Exons: 2
Coding region: 1957-3423 (488 amino acids)
Biological process (GO): cell-cell signaling
Cellular component (GO): connexin complex
Molecular function (GO): gap junction channel activity
Source: RefSeq, a predicted model, not a curated record
GGGCACGAACCCGUGUCCCCUGCAUCGGCAAGCGGACUCUCAACCGCUGCGCCACCAGGGAAGCCCCAAUCUGUAGACUUUUUUUCCCCUGUGCUAUUUUUCAAGGUUUUGUCAUUGGCUUACUUUUUCUUCUUGUCCCUAAGUGGUUUCUACCUAUUCAAUGAUUAUUCACAAAUGUUUAUUUAUCUCUAAUUUGUAACUUUUGUUGUUGUUGUCUUCUGGACAUCUCGACUUUUGCCAUUCAGUUUUGUUGAGUAAAAUCUGUAAGUUUUUUCCAAUUAUAAUUUCUGGCAUUAAUGGGCUUCAAAAGCCACCUUCUACUUCAAGAUAUAAAAUAUGUUUUUACAUUUUACUUUAAUACUUUUAUAGUUUAGUUUUUACAUUUAAUACUUGUAUCCCAUCUGGAAUUUAUUUUUGUGUUUGGAGAUAAGUAGGGAAAAUAUAACAGUUCCAUGUUUUUUUCUCUUAUAUUUUUGAGUUGAUAUUCAUUUGUUUUUUUUCACUGUCCAUUUUAUACGUCACUGGGCAUCCUUGGUGACUAAGUACUGUGAGGGCUGGACCAGGUAUACAUUGUUGAAUUCCCUGGCAUCUAGCACAAUGCCUAUGUGAUAGUAACAUUUUAGUAAACAUUGUUGAAUGAAUGAAUUGUGGACGGAGAGAAUUGUUUCAUUAUCUGUUUUAACUUAAUAGCACUUAUCCUGUUUUUUUUCUAUGUCUUUCAUACAUGGAAGUCUUCCACAUCUUAGAAGCCUUUAAGCUCUCAAAUAUUUUAACCUCAUUGAACCUUGAAAAACAUUUGGUUUUUUCAGGGUAAACCGAGUAACCUAUUCAUAUCAGCUAUGCCUUGAUUCCCAGCACCCAAGCUUGCUAGAGAAGCAGUUUAUAUUUACUUUUCUUCUUUUUUUGUUGUUAGUUUGUUUUUGUUUGAAUUUUAUUUAUUUUUUAUACAGCAGGUCCUUAUUAGUUACCUAUUUUAUACAUAUUAGUGUAUACAUGUCAAUCCCAAUCUCCCAGUUCAUCCCACCACCACCACCACCCACUUUUCUUCUAAGGAAGCAGAGCUUCUGUGAAAACCUGCUGUUGCAGAUGUGGCUUUGUAGAUGUAAUCAUAUGUCAUUGCUGGUACUGUUUCUGAGCCUGCUUAAUCUUUACUGCUACCCUGUGCCAGUUCCUGAGGGUUUAUUUGGCUGAGUUCUGUUUUCUUUACUCGUACUUUCAGUCUUGCGGUGGGAACCAUCGAUGAUACAUAAUGAGGAUCUAUUUUGUUUUUCUGUUGAUGAUUUUUCCAGUGAUAGAGUCAAGGAACUGAGUUUUAAAAAGAGAAGACAAUUCAAUCCACUAUUAUUUAUUGAUACCUUAGUGUGCCAGACCAAAAUGAAAUAGAAAGUGUCCCUAUCUGCAAAAAGAGUACCUUUUCAGGAAAGGUAACAUAAGACAACUGUCACAAAACUCAUUUUAGGCACAGUACCAAGUGAGUGGGAUAAACACUAGUGUUGUGUGAAUUUAGGAAUGGGAAAAAUCACUCUGACUUGGGAUGGCUGGGGAAAACUUCCUGGAGGAGUUGAGGCUUAUUUAAGAUCAUGUAGGAUGUAUGGUAAAUAUGGCUUCUCAUAUGUUAGAAAAAUGAGCAAAAUUGUGGAAUGGAAUGCAUUGUACAAAUAUGAUGGCCAAUGAGUAUACCAGAAUGACAGUCAACUUUGUGUAGGAGAGAAGAUGACAGGAAGGGAAUUGGGUCAGAUUGGGGAGGGUCGUUAGUGUUUUUCCCAAAACAUAUUCCUUAGAAAUACCCUGUUUCAGCAAGCACAGGCCAUAAAUAUUAGAGCUGGAAAAUCCUUUGUAGUUUUGUUGACACGAAGAGAGGACCUGCUGUACUGAUGAGCUCGUCUUUAUAUCUUACAUCCAUGGAUGCUAUUAACCUCAGUGUUUUCUGUAUAUUUCAGACAUUAGUCCCUUACCAUGGGGGAUUGGAAUUUAUUGGGUGGCAUCCUAGAGGAAGCUCACUCCCACUCAACCAUGGUGGGGAAAAUCUGGCUGACCAUCCUUUUCGUUUUCCGGAUGCUGAUACUAGGUGUAGCUGCUGAAGAUGUCUGGGAUGAUGAACAGUCAGCAUUUGCCUGCAACACCCAGCAGCCAGGUUGCAACACUGUCUGUUACGAUGAUGCUUUCCCUAUCUCUUUGGUCAGGUUCUGGGUUUUACAGAUCAUCUUUGUGUCUUCUCCCUCUCUGGUAUAUAUGGGCCAUGCACUUUAUAGCCUCAGGGCCUUUGAAAAAGAGACGAGGAGGAAAAAGUCACAGCUUAGAGCCCAGAUGGAGAAUCCAGAGCUUGAAUUGGAGGAGCAGCAAAACAUAAAUAGAGAACUGAGGAAGUUGGAGGAGCAGAAGAAGAUCCAAAAAGUCCCUCUGAAAGGAUGUCUUCUGCGUACUUACGUCUUACACAUCCUGACCAGAUCUGUGCUGGAAGUAGGGUUCAUGAUAGGCCAAUAUAUGCUCUAUGGGUUUCAAAUGCACCCCCUUUACAAAUGUACUCAACCUCCUUGCCCCAAUGCAGUGGAUUGCUUUGUGUCCAGGCCCACAGAGAAGACCAUUUUCAUGCUCUUUAUGCACAGCAUUGCAGCCAUCUCUUUGUUCCUCAACGUACUGGAAAUAUUUCAUCUGGGGGUCAGGAAAAUCAUGAGGGCACUUUAUGACAAAUCCAGCGGUGAGGGCAUUGAGGACGAAAGGGGACCUCCAUUUCAUUUGAAAAAAUAUUCAGCGGCCCAGCAGUGUAUGAAUUGCUCUCCCUUCCCUGAAGGAGUCUCUCUACUUCAAGCCAGCAAUCAACAGCAAGUCUUCCGAGUCAAUGUGCCGAAUUCUAAAACCACGUGGCAAAUCCCACAGCCCAGGCAACUUGAGGUAGACCCUUGCUGUAGUAAGAAAGACUGGGCUAAGGCGGAUCAGCACAGGGGACAGCUCCAUGUCCACAGCCCGUGUCCCUGGGAUGAUGGCGCUAGAAUUCAGCACUCGGCACAGCAACCAGACCGUUCUCCCUUUGGCUUGCAGACUACAACGCCCCAGUCCUGGCUAGGUACCACGAUGGCUCCUAGACAUUGUCCAUCACGUACAACAGGACCCUGGGAGCAGUCCCAGGACCUGCAACCCUCAGGGGAGGCUCUCACAGGUUUACACAGCCACUGCAGACACAGCGAUGGCAGCAUGAGAGAGAGCAGAGCCCAGACAGACAGAUCUUGCAUGGGCAGUCGCGAGGCCAGAUUGCUGUCUGAAAAGGGACAGCUGCACAGUGACUCAGUAAGCUCCAGUUCUCAAAAUAGCUCUUGCCUGGACUUUCCGCACCGGGAAAACAGCCCCUCACUUCUGCCUUCAGCCACUGGGCACAGAACAUCAGUGAACAUGCUUCUAGAACUUUCAUCCAUUAUGAAAAAAUAAUGCAUCCUGGGACCAGAAAAAACAGACUCAGGAGCAGCUGGCAUCUGCGAGAUAAAAGUUGUAUGUUUGUCAGCUCAAACUGCAGGAGGAACUCUGAGAACCAUCCCCUCCAGAACCAUGAAUCAGGCAAUGUCUGUGUAUCGGGGGCUCCCAGCUGGGCUCCCUGACUGCUGGGCUCAGCCUCUCACUGCUCCGCUUGGCCAUGCUGCCUGAGGCCGAUCCAAUGCUCUCCACACACCAGGGAGGGCACUCUACCCCAUCAGAGAAAAUCUAGGGGCAAGAGCCGCCAUCCGAGGGGAGGAGAAGUGGAAUGUGCUACCAUCCCUACCAGUAGCUGACUCUGCAGCAGCAGCAGUUUGGACCCUUGAACGUGGUUCCAGAGCAGGCUGGGAGCUCUGCCUGCAGCCUGGGCUCAACACGCUUCCUGUCUGUACACCAGAGGCUGGAGGGAAGCUUUCUGUUUUCUUCCUCUCAUCAGCUCAUUUCUUGGGGAUGAAGCAGCUGGAUGUUCGUCCCUAGAUGCCAUUACAUAAAAUAUUGGUUACAGCACUGGCAAACACUCGCAUCACAUGACUUUAUCCUUCUGCUGGGAUCGUGGUCAGUAGUGAUGCCAUGACUAUGGGCCAGCAGGUGCUGGGGAAUCUCAUUCCCAACUUCCAGGGGAGUGACUGAAGCCAGCACCACUUCCUCACCCUCCCCACCCUCCCAGUGGUCCCGAGCCAUCCAGGAGAGGUGCAUCAAAACACUGAACACUUCUUAUAGAGCACAGAGGCAUGGAUGGCUGUGUGAUGUCCACUAACUAUCCAGUCGGUGAGGCUGGUUGGCUGGUCAUUACUGUCUGAGUUCUGAGAAUCAGGAAGGUGGACUCAAUUCCCAUGGAAGGAGCCACUUAGCCCUGUCCUCUGUCCCGUGGCCAGACUCUCCUAUCCCUGGCCACACACCUUGUAACAAAGGCUUCAAGUUAUUGGGAGAACCAGUUUGUUCCAAAGACACAAAGGUCUGCAUUAUCUAUAUCCUGCUGAGAUAAAAUCCAUACUCCUUAGCCUGGCACAUAAAGCCUUCGUGGGCUGACUCCUGCCUCAUGUUCAUUCCCUACCUCCUGUGCCCUAGCCCGGCUGCACUAUGAGUAAAGCAGAUUGCCUUCCCAUUGUGGGUGACCAGCAGCCAAUCUGUUGAGGGCCUGCAUAGAAUAAAAAGGUGGAAGAAGAGUGAAUUUGCUUUCUCCAUUUGAGAAGUGGAGUCUAAUUUCCAGCCCCUUCAAUCUGGGCUGGCUUUAGUGACUUGCUUGACCAUAGGAUUCAAGGACAGUGAUGUUCUAGGACUUCUAGGAUCUUGCAGUUUCUAUCCAGGCUCCUUCUUGGAGAUCUCUCUCUCUCUCUUCUCAACCCCAAGUUGCCAUGUAAGCAUUCCAGCUUACAGUUCCAGUUGAGCCCAGCCUUCCAGCCAUCCCUGCCAAGACACAAGACAUGUGAGUGAACCCAUCUUGAACCCUCCAGACCAGGCCAUCUACUAACUCAAUACCACUGAAUGCCCUCAAUCAGCAUCUCAUGGAAGAGAAGAAUUGCCGUCUGAGCCCUGCCCAAAUUCCUGAGCUCCCCAACUGUGAAAUAUUAUUAAUGGUUGAUGUUUUUAAGUCACUGUGUUUUAAGGUAAUAAUUUGUUACAAAGUUUUAGAUUACUGGAACAGUAAUGGUAAUGACAGAACAAAAUAAUGCAGAGUUUUAUUAAAAUUGUUACAUGAAAUAUGA